AUGAAUUAUCAAGAACUUCUCAGCUUUCUGCAAAAUCCGCAAGUUAAAGAGCUUUUUACUAAGUUUCAAGCCGCGCUCAACGCUGACAGUCAACUCAAUGCUUAUCAAGCCAAGACGCAGUCACUUGGGACCGAAAAUGCUGAAUUGAUUCAACAACUCCGGAAUAUGAAGGUAGCUAUGCUGGAACUCGUGGCGGAGAGGGAUGUUUUGAGAGGGCAACAUGCCGCCAUCUUAGGAGAGAGGGAUUUCUACAUGCAAGCCAACAAGCUGCGCGCAAAGGACCUCACCGACAAGAACCUGGAAAUCCAAGCGCUUGAGGACAAAUUGGCGGCUAGUCAAGAGCAGAGCACCAGGAACAGUAUGAAGCUCCUGGAACAACAUGACAAGGAGCUCUACGACAAGAGCUUGGCCAUUCUACAACUGGAUAGCCACCUAUCUGCUGCGAAGCAAGAAACCAUCGAUAAGCUCAAGGUGCUCCAGGAGCAACAUGACAAGCAGAUCAUGAACAAGGAUCUCGAAAUCCAAACGCUUCAGGAGAAAUUGGCGACUGGUCAGGGGCAACAUGCCAAGGUGCUUAACGACAAGGACCUGCCCAUCCAAGAACUGGAGACCCGCUUACCAGCUGCUGAACAACAACCCGUCUACAAAAUUUUAGAGUUCACAAAUGAGAACAACCUACGCUCUCUAAUGCUCCAGGUGGACAGCAUCAGGGCUAGGCCACUUGGAGUGAAAGGCUUGCAAAAGAAGUUGCAAGUGCCUCAGAAAAAGAAGAAGGUUGUCCCUAAGCCCACUCAACUCCACACUGAACUCGGCAAGCUCUACAUAGAGCUCCAGGAGGCUAAGAAGCCACAGGAGGCUCUCAUGGCUCAGUUGGCUGCUAAGGACAAGGAAAUCGAGUAUCUCAUGGAGCAACUCGAAGGGAAGAAUUCAGAGAUCCAGAAUCUGAAGGAAAUGAUUCAGGAAGGAGAUGAGAUGAAUGAGAAUGUGAUGGCAAAAGAUGGGAAGAUAGAAGCGUUUGUGGCGGAUUGGGUGGCAAAGCUUAAACGCGAUCGUGACGGACAAUCGGAAUAA
This is a messenger RNA of Caenorhabditis remanei, 1071 nucleotides long. RefSeq lists its product as uncharacterized. NCBI's taxonomy places the organism in Eukaryota, Metazoa, Nematoda, Chromadorea, Rhabditida, Rhabditidae. The record is from RefSeq and is a predicted model, not a curated record. The transcript has a single exon. The coding region runs from base 1 to 1071 and encodes 356 amino acids.